AUGCAAUUCAUUACCGCCCUCGCUGCGGUUGGCGCCCUUGUGGCCCCCGCCCUUGCUUUCCCAACCCAAAUGCCAAUGAACGAGUCUCUCAUUGACGUUAAACUCAGUGCUACUGGCAACUCCAUGAUCAAGGCUGUCAUCACCAACAAGGGUGCCCGUGCCUUGAACCUGUUGAAGUUCAACACCAUCAUGGAUGAGAACCCAACUGCCAAGGUCAUGGUCUUCAACAAAGAUGGCGUUGAGGUUGACUUCACCGGCAUGCUCCCCCGCUACGACAUGAACUCUCUCGCCUCCGAGUACUUUACCACCCUUGCCCCCAAGGGCAGCGUCGAGCACUCCUUCGACAUUGCUGCCACCCACGACCUCAAGGAGGGUGGAAAGUACACCAUCUCCGCUCACGGAGUCAUCCCAACUGCUGAAGAGCACGGAACCACCAUCACUGGACAGGCCUUCUAUGAAUCUAACGAACUCGAAAUGGAAAUUGACGCUGCUCAGGCUGCUAUGGUCGCCAGAGCCUUUGAGGAUGAGCUUGAUGCCCACGUUGUUGGAACCGUCGACAAGCGCAGCGGAAUCGUUUCCUCCUCUUGCAGUGCCUCUCAACUCCGUAUCGUGAAGAAUGCCCUCGCUAACUCCAGAAUGCUUGCCCUCGGCGCUGCCAAUGCUGCUCGGUCCAACCCCAGCAAGGUCAGGGAAUACUUCGGUACCUCCGACCCCAGCGUUAUGCAGAAGGUUGCCUCCCGCUUCAUGUCUGUUGCCCGUGAAUCUGGCUCUUCUACCGGCGGCCAAACCACUUAUCACUGCACCGACAACCGUGGCAGCUGCAAGUCUGGUGUCCUCGCCUAUACUCUCCCAUCCAAGAACACCGUCUACAACUGCCCAAGCUACUACCGUGAGCCAGUCCUCACCAAACGCUGCCACGCCCAGGACCAAGCCACCACCACCCUCCACGAAUUGACCCACAACCCAGCUGUUGUCAGCCCCUUCUGCAAGGACAACGGAUACGGGUACAAACUCGCCACUGGCCUCCCAACCUCCAAGGCCCUCCAGAACGCUGACAACUACGCUCUCUUCGCCAACGCUAUCUACGCCGGCUGCUAA
Messenger RNA from Arthroderma uncinatum, 1098 nucleotides. RefSeq names its product metalloproteinase. Lineage: Eukaryota; Fungi; Ascomycota; Eurotiomycetes; Onygenales; Arthrodermataceae. Gene Ontology annotation, molecular function: metalloendopeptidase activity. Bases 1 to 1098 code for a protein of 365 amino acids. Gene Ontology annotation, biological process: proteolysis. The record is from RefSeq and is a predicted model, not a curated record. The transcript is spliced from 3 exons.